This is a messenger RNA of Kwoniella mangroviensis CBS 8507, 1569 nucleotides long. RefSeq lists its product as uncharacterized. The record is from RefSeq and is a predicted model, not a curated record. The transcript has 6 exons. Lineage: Eukaryota; Fungi; Basidiomycota; Tremellomycetes; Tremellales; Cryptococcaceae. The coding region runs from base 1 to 1569 and encodes 522 amino acids.
AUGUUCACUCUUACAUCUACUUCCAUCCUCUUCCCCAUCCUCUGUACCUUGGUUCAAGCUGCACCUUUACCCAUGCCAGCUGUAAAGCAAUCUGAACAACUCGCUUCUCGAUUCUAUAAUCACCUCGAGACCGAUACCAUCUUCUCUCACCGGACUCCGUGCUGGCAAGAUGGUCUUCAAGGUAUCCUAAGCGAUAACAAUAUCUGUGUACUUGCUGCACUCGAUAUCAACCAAUCACAGAACGGCCGAUACGUUCCUACUACGCCUUAUCGAACAGGUUACGUGCAACAAGGUCAACCUUGUACGUUGAAUGGUCAACCUGGUUUCUGGCAAGAUGCAAUUUGUGUUCUUGCAAACCUUGAUAUCGAUUUGCAAAAGAAAGAUUUCACACCAUUUGGAUAUCAAAGAGGACAAGAGUGCUGGCUCGAGGCCAGAAGAGGUUAUUUCACUCAAAAUGGGUUAUGUGAUCUUAUCGAUCUCAACGUCAUCGCCGAUGUGACUGAUGGAUCGGCCAGAUUACCAACCGCUGUACCAUUCGCCAAUGCUAAUGAUCCAUGUUGGGUAAAUGGUAAACAAGGUUUCUGGCAGAACGAUCUCUGCGUUCUGGCCGAUCUCAACAUCGCCAAGCGAUACGCCACUUCCAACGGUCUGGUCUCAGAUGUACUAGAGACUCUCACAGGGUACGAAGAUUGUUACGACUGCGCACCAGGCCUUCCCACCCGUCACGCCGUCCUUCCCACAAACGACAUCGUCGAUGCCGAUGCUAUCAUCGACGUCGACCACCUUAACAGGCGAAAUGGUUUACUUCACAAUGCACCAGAUGGCAACGAGCUUGAUGGUGCCACCCGAACAAUCACUCAACUAUUAGAUCACUCAAUCACAAAGAAAAGAGGUCUUGACCUUCUGGGAGCUGGGGCGGACGAUCGAACGAGAUACAUCAAUACUUAUUAUCCCAAUGGAUAUGUCCAACCUGAACACGUACCAGUUAUCGACAAUACUUUAGCUGAAAUUGAUGCUCAGGUCAAUAUUGAUGAUGAACCUUAUUACGGUACCAACUAUCCCCAUUAUCUCAAUGGUAACCAGAAAGGUCCAUUAGGAUUGGGAUUGAAAAGGGAUAUUUUGGGUAAUGGUUCAAACAAUCUCAACGUCCUUUCAUCCCUUGGAUCAGUGUUAGAUGAACCUCACCACCAACCCACCGUCGGGCCGGGAUUCUACCGAACAACAAAUGGACAAGUUAUCCCAUUCGGUGAAACCUCAGAUAUACUUGCUGAAGUAGAUGCAGCAGUAAAUAUCGAUGGGCUCGAAAGUGAUGGAUAUGCUCCAUACACCUAUACUCAAGACGGUAGAAGGAUCUAUGGUGAAUUUAUCCCUUCCUACGCUGGGCAUCAUGGUCUAUUAAAUAAGAAGAACCUUGGUGGAUCAAGUGGAGUUGAUGGUUUAGGAUUGAACAAGGAUGGUUCUUUCCCUGAAGGUCUAGAUAUCGUCCCUCAAGUAGGUGAUUUAUUGAGCGCUGGAAAAGGUGAUAACAACAUACUCAAAGGUACAAAUGGUUUAAAUCAUAUCUUAUAA